Messenger RNA from Symbiodinium natans, 822 nucleotides. Lineage: Eukaryota; Dinophyceae; Suessiales; Symbiodiniaceae. The record is from the annotation of a GenBank genome assembly.
AUGCCGCGCCGAGGUGCAGGACGCUCAGAAGCGAGGAGCGACGAGGACUUGGAGAUUGAUAGUGCGAUUACCAGCCUGGUGAUUCGACGUCUGCCGCAACACAUUACCAUAGACAAACUCGUGGAGAUCCUAAGAGAUUCCUCGGAUGGUAGAUUCGACUUCGUGCACUUUCCGCGCGACCAGCAGACGGGGCUGAACGUGGCCUUGGCUUUCGUGAACUUCGUAGAUCACGAAGCUGCAGCGAACGCACUCCGGACCCAGCUGAUGUCUCGAAGAAGUGGUCGUCGUCCAUUAGGUCCAGCACGGAUCCGACCGGGGACCGUCCAGGGUUUGGGGCCAAACUUGGCCUACUUCAUCUCGCGGUUUGGCCUGGACGCUCUGGAAGGCCCCAGUGCGCCGCUCAUUUUCGAUAGGGGCCAACGUGUGCCGACACUGCUCACGCUGCGCAAGCACAUGACGCUGGAUAUGUUGAGGGAGCACAUAAGAGAUCCUGUGGUCAUGGCCACGAUCGGCAACCAGCUUUCGUGGAUGUUUCCCAAGCCUCCUUCAUCGCCGACGGCGGCAUGUGCUUCGGGCGAAGGCAUGACAACGAUGUCGCACGUCCAAGCCUUGCUUGAGGGCAACCGAAGUGAUGUCUCCAUCGUUAGUCCUGGGGAGCCUUCGAACUGGGAUGCUCUGGUUUCAAGCUCAUCGCCUGCUGAGGACCUCGGCGGCUCGUCGAAUCAGAGCGAGAUAGGCUCAGUUCCUGCCAGUUUGCCGGAUGCUGCCUUGGAGGACCUUCCGCGAUAUAGAGAAGGUGGGAAGACGGUCUUCCAGCUUUAG